Messenger RNA from Camelina sativa (false flax), 2626 nucleotides. The record is from RefSeq and is a predicted model, not a curated record. Lineage: Eukaryota; Viridiplantae; Streptophyta; Magnoliopsida; Brassicales; Brassicaceae.
UCUAAUAUAUAUAACAUUCGAGUAGUGAUAAUAAUAAUUUUUUUUUUUGGUGAGGCAGGACGAGAACACUCCCAUCCCGGGUAGCCUGAGGAAGGUGGAUCAACCCAAUCCGGGGGUUGAGAUGAUCUUCAAGUUAGAUGUGCAAAUCCAAAGAGCCGUUUUCGCUGAAAUUGGAGAGGAGUUCAUCCUGAUUAUUGCUAAAGAUAUUGAAGAUGCGCUGCAACUUAUACAUAUAAAGGAGUUUUAAGUCACCGAAGGAGUCUACUAAACUCGAACAACUCGUGGACAACAAGUGGAGGGUUUUACUAUUGAAUAAAAUAGAUAGAAAUAUCUUUGUUGAGCUCGAAAAUUUGAGGAAGAUUUAGUGAUCGUGAUAGUUUUCUCUCUCUCUUAUCUCCCGUACUGUUUCGUUUCGUGUUCCAUCCACUAUUGUAAUAACAGUGUUUGAGACUUAGUAUCUUAAUUUGGAUUGUGGUUGUUUUGUGAGUUGGUAGCUUUAAUCGACGCUGCCUGAGUAAGUCCUUUUCUUAUAUUGGCGAGAUCCUUCUUUUUUCUUUUCUUCUUCCCUUGUGUAGUGUUAACUUUCUUUGGAAAACGUUGCUGUAUAAUGUUACAGCUAGUGUCCAGAAGUGGUAUAAUUGUUAGAGGCAAUAUUUGUUGUGUUCUUGAGAAGAUAUUGAAUAGUCCUAGCCUUGCUGCAGUUGAUGUACAGUUGAUGCUCAUGCUGCUCUGUCAAGUUGUCCUGUGAAUUGUCCCUUUGUCUCACAUGGAAAGAACGGUCUCGGAAGUCUUGAGGAAGAUUGUGAGGAAGUACAGCGGAAUGAGACCCGAAGUCAUUGCUAUAGCCACUGCAAAUCCAAUGGCAGUCCGAGCUGAUGAGGUCAGCGCAAGGCUGUCUGGUGAUCCAAGUGUUGGUUCUGGAGUUGCAGCUUUAAGGAAAGUUGUUGACGGGAACAACAAAAGAGGUCGACCAAAGAAAUCACCUUCACAAGAAGAUGCCCCAAAAGAAGUAGAUCGGACUUUGGAAGAUGAUAUUAUCGAUAGUGCAAGACUACUGGCUGAAGAAGAAACUGCGGCAUCCUAAAGCAGAUGAUAAGGAAAGCAGCAGAAACAUGGUAGUUUACUGUUUUAAAGCGGUAGACUUGUUGGUUUAGUGCUUUAGUUCAGGUUAAUGAAACAAAGUAUUUUUACAUGUUCAGAGGUUUUUGUUUCAGGUAGAUGUAAUUCUGUAGUUCUAUUGAAACGGUAAGUUUCUAUAUGGGGCUAGUGGAUCCAGUCUUAAGCUUCAGAUUUUGGAUGUACAAGUUUGUUUCCUUUAUGUUUUUGUUUGUUAACAGCGGUGAAGGGAAAAUGGAGAGACAGUUUAGCAAUGGGAGGUAUUGGGGAUUUGCUUAGUGAAGAAGAUGAGGAAGAGGACGAAGAUUAUGAAUUUCUUAAGAAGAAAGCUGUUUCUGCUUUUGGGUUUGAUAAGGAGAAUGCUGUAGUAGCGGAUCAAGCAAAGAAUGCAGAUAACUCUUAUUUGACUAAGACAAGAUUCGAUCAGUAUCCACUGUCUCCCUUAUCGCUAAAAGCAAUCAACGAGACAAUGACUGUUGUGCAGGAAGCUACUCUUCCUGUAAUUCUCAAAGGCAAAGAUGUCCUAGCUAAGGCCAAAACAGGAACGGGGAAAACUGUAGCGUUUUUGCUUCCAUCAAUUGAAGUAGUUGUCAAAUCUCCUCCUACAAGCCCCGAUAAUAAGCGACCCCCAAUUCUUGCGCUUGUGAUAUGUCCAACUAGAGAACUUGCCAAUCAAGCUGCUACAGAAGCAAACACCUUGUUAAAGUAUCAUCCAACUAUCGGUGUUCAAGUUGUGAUUGGAGGCACAAGACUUGGUUUAGAGCAAAAGCGUAUGCAAACAAAUCCUUGCCAGAUUUUAGUGGCUACACCUGGAAGACUCAAAGACCAUAUCGAGAACACGCCAGGAUUUGCGACAAGGUUAAAGGGUGUGAAAGUUCUUGUGCUUGAUGAAGCUGACCAUCUUUUAGACAUGGGUUUCCGCAAGGACAUUGAGAGGAUAAUUUCAGCUGUUCCUAAGGAGAGACAAACUUUUCUAUUUUCCGCCACAGUACCUGAAGAGGUUCGCCAAAUAUGCCUUGUUGCUCUGAGGCGGGAUCACGAGUUUGUUAACUGUGUUCACGAAGGCACUGGUGAGACACAUCAACAGGUCAGACAAACGCACAUGAUUGCAUCUCUGGACAGACAUUUCUCUCUUCUGUACACACUUCUUCGCGAACACAUAAUGGAUAAUGUGAACUAUAAGGUCAUUGUCUUCUGUACAACUGAUAUGGUUACAAAAUUAGUGGCUGAUCUACUUGGUGAGCUAAACUUAAAUGUGAGAGAGAUCCAUUCUAGAAAACCACAGAGUUACAGGACAAGGGUUUCUAAUGAGUUCCGAUUCUAGAAAACCACAGAUCAUUAAAAGUUGGGUCUCGUGUAGUUGGAGCUUUCAUUAUGCCUUGUGGAACCUGUUCUUAUUGUGCUAAGGGCCAUGAUGAUUUGUGAAGAUGGUGGAAAAGCUGUGAUGAUUGGACUCUCAAAAGCUGGUUCUGUUGGAGAAAUUGACAUAAAUAGACUUGUUCGUAGGAAG